AUGGAUUUAUUUGGCAUUGAUGAUUUUUUGCCUUAUUCGAAUACAUUACUGUCACAGAAAGCAAAAGAAUUAUCACAACAAUCAUUUCAUCAUCAUGAUGAUCAUGAUAAUCACCAUUAUCAUCAUCAUUGUCAUUGUCUUCAACGACAACAAUAUAAGCAACAACAACGACAACAACAGCAAUAUCAUCGACAUGAUAUUCGUCAAUCAAAACCUCAACCAUCUUACAUUGGCCUUAUUGCAAUGGCAAUUUUAAGUUCCACGGAGCAAAAAAUGGUACUUUCUGAGGUUUAUCAAUGGAUUAUUGAUAAUUAUCCAUAUUUUCGGACACGUGGUGUUGGAUGGCGAAAUU
Molecule: messenger RNA, 352 nt
Organism: Acanthocheilonema viteae
Lineage: Eukaryota; Metazoa; Nematoda; Chromadorea; Rhabditida; Onchocercidae
Source: the annotation of a GenBank genome assembly